Molecule: messenger RNA, 2139 nt
Organism: Danaus chrysippus (African queen)
Lineage: Eukaryota; Metazoa; Arthropoda; Insecta; Lepidoptera; Nymphalidae
Source: the annotation of a GenBank genome assembly
AUGUUCACUCAUCGAGUUCUUACAGUAAAGCUUAUAAAAUUUCCUAAGAAAAUUCGAUUCUAUUCAUGCCUUCCUGAUAUUGAUAUGAACUAUUACUGUGACUUAAAAAAUCAAGCAAAUAUCAAAAAGAAUAUUGAAAGAAGAAAAGGUAUAGGGGACAUAGAUCGCGUUCAUGAGAUUUAUAAUUUAUUGAAAGUUACACAAUCAACCACGGAAAGUUAUAAUUCUUUAAAAGAAACUUUAUAUCAACAACUUGCUAAUUUACCUAACAAAACUCAUCCAACCGUCGAAACGUAUCAAGAGGAACCUCAAGUUAUACAUGAAAUAAAUGAAAAGCGAGAUUUUGGUGCACACAAACCUUUAGAGUUUAGUGAAAUAACAAAUUAUUUAAAUUUAUUAAGAACUGACAAAUUAGGAUACACUUGUGGCAAUAAGAGCUACUAUUACUUAGGAGAAUUAGCUGAAUUAGAAGAGGCCUUGAUAAAAUACACCGUAACUAAUCUUAUAAAGAGGAAUUUUCAAUUGGUUUCUGUUCCUGACAUACUUCCCAGUCAUGUGCUGAAAAGUUGUGGUAUGUCUAUCAAUAGUGACAGAACACAGAUUUACUCAUUAGACCCAGUGUAUCAUGGUCCAGACUUGUAUUUAUCAGGAACGGCAGAAAUGUCUUUAGCUGGUCUUUUGUCCAACUCGUUAAUACAAAAAGAAGACCUUCCAUUGAAGUUGGCGGCUGUUAGUAGAUGCUAUCGUGCUGAAACAUCAAAUGUUGUAGAAGAAAGAGGAAUAUACAGAGUACAUCAAUUUACUAAAGUAGAGAUGUUUGCAGUAACUUCUCCAGAACAUUCCGAUGAAAUGCUUGAAUAUAUCAGACAGACCCAGGAAGAAUUAUUUGGACCUCUUGGUCUGUAUAUGAAAGUUUUGGAUAUGCCGCCUCAUGAGUUGGGAGCACCCGCAUAUAGAAAAUAUGACAUUGAAGCUUGGAUGCCAGGACGCAAUAAUUUUGGUGAGAUAUCAAGCUGUAGUAACUGCACUGAUUAUCAAUCUAGAAGACUUAAUAUUAAAUAUAAGGAUGGAAAUUCUGAGAAAUAUACACAUACAUUGAAUGGAACUGCUUGUGCUAUACCGAGAAUGUUGAUCGCAUUAUUGGAGACGCACCAAGAUGCUAAAGGGAAGAUAGAUAUACCAACAGUCUUGCAACCGUUUAUGGAUGGAAAGAAAUAUAUAAGUAAAAACACAGUUGUACCGAAGCUAAAAUUAAUUAAACUUAAGAAAACUGACAAAUUAGGAUACACUUGUGGCAAUAAGAGCUACUAUUACUUAGGAGAAUUAGCUGAAUUAGAAGAGGCCUUGAUAAAAUACACCGUAACUAAUCUUAUAAAGAGGAAUUUUCAAUUGGUUUCUGUUCCUGACAUACUUCCCAGUCAUGUGCUGAAAAGUUGUGGUAUGUCUAUCAAUAGUGACAGAACACAGAUUUACUCAUUAGACCCAGUGUAUCAUGGUCCAGACUUGUAUUUAUCAGGAACGGCAGAAAUGUCUUUAGCUGGUCUUUUGUCCAACUCGUUAAUACAAAAAGAAGACCUUCCAUUGAAGUUGGCGGCUGUUAGUAGAUGCUAUCGUGCUGAAACAUCAAAUGUUGUAGAAGAAAGAGGAAUAUACAGAGUACAUCAAUUUACUAAAGUAGAGAUGUUUGCAGUAACUUCUCCAGAACAUUCCGAUGAAAUGCUUGAAUAUAUCAGACAGACCCAGGAAGAAUUAUUUGGACCUCUUGGUCUGUAUAUGAAAGUUUUGGAUAUGCCGCCUCAUGAGUUGGGAGCACCCGCAUAUAGAAAAUAUGACAUUGAAGCUUGGAUGCCAGGACGCAAUAAUUUUGGUGAGAUAUCAAGCUGUAGUAACUGCACUGAUUAUCAAUCUAGAAGACUUAAUAUUAAAUAUAAGGAUGGAAAUUCUGAGAAAUAUACACAUACAUUGAAUGGAACUGCUUGUGCUAUACCGAGAAUGUUGAUCGCAUUAUUGGAGACGCACCAAGAUGCUAAAGGGAAGAUAGAUAUACCAACAGUCUUGCAACCGUUUAUGGAUGGAAAGAAAUAUAUAAGUAAAAACACAGUUGUACCGAAGCUAAAAUUAAUUAAACUUAAGAAGUAA